GGGUCUUUUUAAAAUUAUCUUUCGGGACUCUGGACCCGUUCAGCAACUUGCAAUGACGACUGGUUGACGAUGGGGUCUGGAAUGUAAUUCCUGGGCCAAAAGGGGCGGGUAUCUUCCGCAGGGCUCCUGGGUCCUCUGGGGAUCUCGGGCCCCUUUCGGGCGGGUCUAAGGAGGCGGGGCUACGAAUCGCCUAUCUCCAGAGCCAGUGGUGGCUACCUGGCGCUGGGGCCCUCAAGUGCGGGCUUUUUGCCAUGGGGUCUCUGCUCCUCCUGUCGCUGCUGCUUUUGCUGGUGACCAUGUAUCCAGGAGAUGGAGGUGCGCUGGACCACCAGGCUGAGCAUGUGCAAAACACCAGCAGCAGCCCUCCCGCCCCCUCGGGGACGUCAGCGCCAUUCUGGGUACGCAUUAGUCCGGAGUUGGUGGCGGUACCGCCGGGGGGCUCGGUGUGGCUUAACUGCAGCAACAGCUGCCCCCUGCCGGAAAGUUCCCGCCUCCGCACCCAGCUGCGUCGGGGCAAGACGCUCAGUGGGCCAGGUUGGGUGUCUUACCAGCUACUGGAUGUGAAGGCUUGGAGUUCCAACGUACGCUGCUCCGUCACGUGCGCAGGGAAAACGCGCGAGGCCACUGCCAGGGUCACCGCCUACAAACGGCCUGGCAGCGUUAUCCUGGAGCCUCCGAUCUUAGUUGGCCACAAGUACCUUCUGCGCUGCCACGUGACACACGUGUUCCCAGUGGGCUUCUUGGUGGUGAGUCUGAGACGCAGCGGCCGGAUCAUCUAUUUCGAAAGCCUGGAACGCUUCAGAGAUUUGUAUCUGGCCAAUGUGACGCUGACCCAUGUUUUGCGCGCUGGGCCCCGCGACCUAUGGCAGCCGGUGACCUGCCACGCGCGCCUCAAUCUCGAUGGCUUGGUGGUACGCAGCAGCUCAGCACCCGUUUUACUAACAGCCUUCGUUUGGAACCCCGCAUCCAAAGCCUUGGCCUCCAUCUCCAUUGCAGCCCUCCUGGGGAUUCUUCUUGCCAUGGGGGCUGCCUACCUGCGCAAGUACCUAGCGAUGCAGUCCCAGGCUUAGAAAGGUAUUCUCUGCCGGCUGAGCCCGAGGAAAAAGAAGUCUGGAACAAUUUAGAGAACCAAACUCGGAUCAAUAAAGCCUUCCUCGGUCACUCUCUGUCCCACGGCC
Sciurus carolinensis (gray squirrel) is the source of this 1178-nucleotide messenger RNA. It is a transcript of the gene Icam4, whose product is annotated as intercellular adhesion molecule 4 (Landsteiner-Wiener blood group). Bases 252 to 1070 code for a protein of 272 amino acids. The record is from RefSeq and is a predicted model, not a curated record. Lineage: Eukaryota; Metazoa; Chordata; Mammalia; Rodentia; Sciuridae. The transcript is spliced from 3 exons. Gene Ontology annotation, cellular component: membrane. Gene Ontology annotation, molecular function: integrin binding. Gene Ontology annotation, biological process: cell-cell adhesion.